AUAUUUUGUUCCAAAUAUAUAUUUAAUCAUAACUUUAAUAUUUUAUUUUAUAAGAAAUUAAUUAAUUAUUAUAGGACUAAAAUCAAACAAUCAUUCUCUUAUCUUGCAGUGCGAUUUUCAGACGAAAUCCCUAAUUCCGUGUUGGUCUUUUGAAUUAAUAUACCAAUGGAGCAUUUAGAUGACAGGGAAGUGUCAGAAAAUAAUGUUGAUGAAGUAGAAGUCACUAAUAAUACUCCAUUGAUUUGUGGUCUUCCAGAUGAUAUUUCUCUUUUGUGUCUGGCAAGAGUGCCUAGAAAAUAUCAUUCGGUCCUGAAGGCUGUUUCAAAAAGAUGGAAGGACUUAGUUUGCAGCGAAGAGUGGCUUUAUUAUCGUAGAAAGCAUAAACUUGAUGAGACGUGGAUCUAUGCUUUGUGCAGGGAUAAAUUGGAUCAUGUUUACUGCUAUGUUUUGGAUCCUACCUCGUCAAGAAAAUCCUGGAAGCUCAUUCAUGGGGUUCCACCUCACGUAAUGAAAAGGAAAGGAAUGGGUUUUGAAGCUUUGGGAAAUAAGCUCUUCUUAUUGGGUGGCUGUGGCUGGUCUGAAGAUGCUACUGACGAAGUUUAUUCAUACAAUGCUUCUUUGAACUUGUGGGUUGAAGCUGCUUCCUUGUCAACUGCUAGGUGCUACUUUGCUUGUGAAGCAAUGGACGAAAAACUAUAUGCUAUUGGCGGCAUUGGUUCAAAUUCAAGUGAUCCUCAAUCUUGGGAUACUUUUGAUCCUUGCACAAAUGGUUGGACAUCUCACAGAGAUCCUAAUAUCGUUCCCGAAAUUGAAGAUUCAAUGGUUAUGAACGGCAAAAUAUACAUCCGAGGUGGCGAAUCUCCUUUAACACCUCAUGUGUAUGCCGUUGUAUACGAACCAUCAAAUGGCACAUGGCAGCAUGCAGACACCGACAUGGUUUCAGGAUGGAGAGGUCCUGCAGUUGUUGUUGACGGAAUCCCUUUUGUUUUGGAUCAGAGUUCGGGUACUAGGUUGACGAUGUGGCAUAAAGAGAGACGCGAGUGGAUACUGGUCUGUAAGUUGUCACCUUUGCUUACAAGACCACCCUGCCAACUUGUUGCAGUUGGUAAAAGCAUUUAUAUUAUUGGAAAAGGGCUUAGCACUGUGGUUGUUGAUGUUGGUGAUAUUGGAAAUAUGGGAAGGGCGAUAACAGGUUCUUCUAUACCGAAAUUAGUCUCUGAUUACAAUGUAAUUAGUUGUAAAUGCUUAUCAAUCUGAAGAGUAAAUUAUUUGUAUUAUAGUGGUGUUCAGAUACACGUAUCAUUGUUGCAUAAUACUUUUUUUUUCUUCCUUCUUUCUUUUGUAUGAUGAUUGUAUUAAGGUUUGAACUUAUAUGAAAAACUUGUUGAAAACAAUCCAAACCUGUCACCACUUGUGACAAUGUCUCAUGCAAA
Molecule: messenger RNA, 1433 nt
Organism: Medicago truncatula (barrel medic)
Lineage: Eukaryota; Viridiplantae; Streptophyta; Magnoliopsida; Fabales; Fabaceae
Product: F-box/kelch-repeat protein SKIP4
Exons: 3
Coding region: 166-1257 (363 amino acids)
Molecular function (GO): protein binding
Source: RefSeq, a predicted model, not a curated record